This is a messenger RNA of Lodderomyces theae, 3705 nucleotides long. RefSeq names its product ion-transporting P-type ATPase (gene SPF1). The record is from RefSeq and is a predicted model, not a curated record. Bases 1 to 3705 code for a protein of 1234 amino acids. Lineage: Eukaryota; Fungi; Ascomycota; Pichiomycetes; Serinales; Debaryomycetaceae. Gene Ontology annotation, molecular function: ATP hydrolysis activity; ATP binding; P-type ion transporter activity. Gene Ontology annotation, biological process: intracellular calcium ion homeostasis. The transcript has a single exon. Gene Ontology annotation, cellular component: endoplasmic reticulum membrane.
AUGUCAAGUAUAGUGUCUAGUCCUGGUAUCAAGGACGCGGAACUAUUGGUAGACAAACCAAUCUACGCGAGACCUUAUGUUUGGCCAUUUGCAAUUGUAUAUCCCAUUUUUCUUCAACUAUACUUGACUCAAUAUGAAACUUACUUUGUGGGUAGAGAAUGGACUUUUGUUUACAGUUUGACCAUAAUCUCAAUCAACUUGUUAUUUUGGUUAAUGCCGCAUUGGAAUAUCGACAUCAACUCCAAAUUCAAUUAUACCAAAGUUGACAAGAUCGACGAUGCCACGUUUAUCAAAAUCACCCCAGCACCAAAUUCCGGUGUUGGUGAAAUCAGCCGUAUUAGUCGUGAAACUUUCCAUGAUGGGGAAAAGCAAACAAGUUUUUUGUAUCAAAAGAGAAGGUACUUGUAUCACCUUGAGACAAAGAAGUUUUCGCCACCAGAGUUUGAAUUUGAUUCGUUACCAAAAUUGAAUGUCUAUCAAACUACCAAAGGUUUGAGCGGAGAUUUACAAAAACAGUACAGAAACUAUGGAUUGAACAAGUUUGACAUUCCAAUCCCAACAUUUUUGGAAUUGUUCAAGGAACAUGCCGUGGCUCCGUUUUUUGUAUUCCAAAUAUUCUGUGUUGCACUUUGGUGUAUGGAUGAACAAUGGUACUAUUCUCUCUUUUCGUUGUUUAUGUUGGUUUCAUUCGAAAUGACCACGGUUUUCCAAAGAAGAACUACCAUGGCUGAGUUUCAAAGUAUGGGUAUCAAACCAUAUGACAUUUAUGUUCAUCGUGAUAACACCUGGCAAAAGAUCUCCACUAGUGAUUUGUUACCUGGUGACUUGGUAUCUAUUACUAGAACUAGUGAAGACAGUGCCUUGCCCUGUGAUUUGCUCUUGGUUGAUGGUUCAGCCAUCGUGAAUGAAGCCAUGUUGUCGGGAGAAUCCACGCCAUUGUUGAAGGAAUCAAUCAAAUUGAGACCAAGCGAGGAUAAUUUGCAGCCAGAAGGAUUUGACAAGAACUCGAUUUUACACGGUGGUACCCUGGCUUUACAGGUAACCAAACCUGAAAAAUCUAUUGUUGCUGCAGCACCCGAUAAUGGAUCUCUUGCUGUUGUCACCAAGACUGGGUUUGAGACAUCACAAGGGUCUCUUGUUCGUACAAUGAUUUUCUCCAGUGAGCGUGUAUCUGUUGGUAAUAAAGAAGCGUUUUUGUUUAUUUUGUUCUUGUUGGUAUUUGCCAUCAUUGCUUCAUGGUAUGUUUGGACAGAAGGAACACGAAUGGGAAGAGUUCAAUCAAAGUUAAUUUUGGACUGUAUUAUUGUCAUUACUUCAGUUGUUCCACCUGAAUUACCCAUGGAAUUGACUAUGGCUGUGAACUCGUCAUUAUCGAAAUUGCAAAAGUUUUACAUUUACUGCACUGAACCGUUUAGAAUCCCAUUAGCUGGUAGAAUCGAUGUUUGCUGUUUUGACAAGACUGGUACUUUAACUGACGAGGACUUGGUCUUUGAAGGAUUGGCCGGUUUCAAAGAUGAUGACAUUCAUCACUUGUACAAGGCUUCUGAUGCCCCAACUACUACUUCAUACGUUUUAGGAUCAGCACAUGCUUUGGUCAGAUUGGAUGAUGGAGAUGUUGUCGGUGACCCAAUGGAACAAGCUACUUUGAAUGCUGCUCAUUGGACUGUUGGAGCAAACGAUACUGUUGAAAGAGAAAAUGGUAAAAAGACUGAAAAGAUCAAGAUUUUACGUCGCUUCCAAUUCUCAAGUGCGCUCAAAAGAUCUUCCACCAUUUCUUCGAUUAAUUCAGUUCCUGGUAAAAAUUUUGUUGCUGCUAAAGGUGCUCCUGAAACUAUUCGUAAAAUGAUUGUUGAUGCUCCUGACCAUUAUGAGGAUAUUUACAAAUCGUUUACAAGGGCUGGUUCGCGUGUUUUGGCCUUGGCUUACAAGUAUUUGGAUACAAAUGUCAACGUCAACAAGGUUAAGCGAGAGGAAAUUGAGUCCAAUUUGCAUUUUGCUGGAUUUAUUAUUUUCCAUUGUCCAUUGAAGGCUGAUGCUAUUGAAACUAUCAAGAUGUUGAAUGAGUCUUCUCAUCGUUCGAUUAUGAUUACUGGUGAUAACGCUUUAACUGCAUGUCACGUAGCUAAAGAAGUUGCCAUCACUACUAAAGAUGUUUUAAUCUUGGAUGUUCCUGAAGAGCACCAUGAAGCUGAUAGCGCUGACUUGGUGUGGAGAAAUGUUAGGGAAACCGUUGUGAUUCCAGUCAAGUCUAGCGAUAAGAUUGAUUUUAGUAAAUUGAAACAAUAUGACAUUUGCUUAACUGGAUACGCAUUGAGCUUGUUGAGUGGACACGAACAAUUACUUGACUUGUUAAAGAGAAGCUGGAUUUACGCUAGAGUAUCACCAUCGCAAAAGGAAUUUAUCUUGACUACAUUGAAGGAUGCUGGGUACAAUACAUUGAUGUGUGGUGAUGGUACCAAUGAUGUUGGUGCAUUGAAACAAGCCAAUAUCGGUGUUGCUCUCUUGAAUGGUACUGAAGAAGGUAUGAAUAAGAUUCUUGAAAAUAGAAAAAUUGAAGCUACCAAGAAAGUUUAUGAUAAGCAGGUGCAAUUAUUUGCCAAUUGGGGUAAGCCAGCACCAAAUGUGCCACCAAUCAUUGCUCACUUGUAUCCUCCAGGCCAAAACAAUCCAAAAUAUUUGGAAGCAAUGGAAAAGAAGGGUGUUACAAUUACAGAUGACAUGAAGCAAGCAGUGGCUCUCGCAAUGAGACAACCAGUGAAAAUACCUCAACCAGGUCAAACAGCAGUUCCAGCUGAUGGUGGAAAAUUUGCCGACACUAUUCUUGGGGCCUUGAAUGAUGCUGAAGCUGAAGAUGAGGUGCCAACUUUAAAAUUGGGUGAUGCAUCAGUCGCAGCUCCAUUCACUUCGAAAUUGUCCAAUGUUAGCGCUGUCACCCACAUCAUUCGUCAAGGACGUUGUGCCUUAGUUUCGACGAUUCAAAUGUACAAGAUCUUGGCGUUGAAUUGUUUGAUUUCUUCCUACUCACUUUCAGUAUUGUAUUUGGCUGGUAUGAAGUUUGGUGAUGGACAAGCAACCAUUUCAGGUAUCUUGUUGUCUGUUUGUUUCUUGUCGAUUUCUCGUGGUAAGCCAUUGGAAAAAUUAUCCAAAGAAAGACCGCAGGAUGGAAUUUUCAACACUUACAUUAUGGGAUCCAUUUUGGGACAAUUCUUCAUUCAUAUUGUCACUUUGGUGUACAUCACUCGUGAAAUCUACAUUAUUGAACCAAAAGAGCCUUCAGUUGAUUUGGAAAAGAAGUUUAAUCCUUCGUUGUUGAAUACAGGUAUGUUUUUGUUACAAUUGGCUCAGCUGGUUUCCACCUUUGCUGUCAACUACAUUGGAUUACCAUUUAGAGAAAGUCUUACUGAUAACAAAGGUAUGUAUUAUGGAUUAUUGGGAGUUGCCGGCUUAACAUUUGCCGGAUCAACUGAAUUCAUGCCUGAAAUCAAUGAAGCUAUGCAAUUUGUACCAAUGACGAGAGAUUUUAAAGUUAAAUUAACUGGAUCAAUCAUAGUUGAUUUGGUUGCUACGUGGGCGAUUGAAACGGUGUUGAAACAUUUCUUUAUGAACUCUCAAGCGGCCGAUAUUGCCUUGAGGGAUGAAGACUUUGAAUCAACACCAAAGAUUGAAGCAGUUGAAAUAGUUGAGGAAAAGGUUGAAGUAGAGUAG